Molecule: messenger RNA, 989 nt
Organism: Tauraco erythrolophus (red-crested turaco)
Lineage: Eukaryota; Metazoa; Chordata; Aves; Musophagiformes; Musophagidae
Source: RefSeq, a predicted model, not a curated record
GGGGACUUGACCCAUCCCCAGACGAGAGGACUGUUUCUCUGCAGGGCUGGUUAGCCAUCCAGAGGGUGGUGGUGCUCCUGGAAGUCCUGAGCUGGGGUUGCCUGGAAGAUGACCGAAUAUAAGCUGGUGGUGGUGGGAGCUGGUGGUGUCGGGAAGAGUGCUUUGACGAUACAGCUCAUUCAGAACCAUUUCGUUGAUGAGUAUGACCCCACAAUAGAGGAUUCCUACAGAAAGCAAGUCGUCAUUGAUGGAGAGACCUGCUUGUUAGACAUCUUGGAUACUGCAGGGCAAGAGGAGUACAGUGCCAUGAGAGACCAGUACAUGAGAACGGGGGAAGGAUUCCUCUGCGUCUUCGCCAUCAACAACACCAAGUCCUUUGAAGAUAUUCACCAGUACAGGGAGCAGAUCAAGAGGGUGAAAGACUCAGAUGAUGUUCCCAUGGUGUUGGUGGGAAAUAAAUGUGACCUCCCAGCCCGGACAGUGGAGACCCGGCAAGCGCAAGACCUGGCCCGGAGUUAUGGGAUCCCCUACAUAGAAACGUCUGCCAAAACCAGACAGGGCGUUGAAGAUGCCUUCUACACCUUGGUGCGGGAGAUCCGUCAGCACAAGCUGCGCAAGCUGAAUCCCCCAGAUGAGAGCGGCCCUGGCUGCAUGAACUGUAAAUGUGUGAUAUCGUGAUGAUGCUGACUGGACUGUGUCUUGGAGAGAUUCCCACUGUGCAGAGUGCAAGGAAAGAGGUGAAGCGAAGGAAGAAGCAAAUGGAUUCAGGAGAGGAGUAUAGGGGGAGGGGGAGAGGAAGAGGACAGGGGGAGCAUGAGCCCCUCCAAGGACUAUCUCGCACUUCACCUAAGCCUACAACAAACAACUUUUUUUCUUUUUUUUUUUUUUUCUCUCUCCAUCCCCCCGUCUUUUUGCCUUCUCCCACCCCGGCAACUGUACAAAGCCACAGAUUGAAUCACAGUAAAUUAUUAUUUGAUGGUCUCAACAAA